GGAAGAUACGUUUUGGAGGGAGAUUAUAGGUUUCAGAGUGACCGUUAACGUAUUUUGAUAAUAGAAGGUGAUCUAUGUUCGUCCAAAGGUCUCGUCGAAAUUUAGGAUUACCCGGUUAAAAUAUUUUGCGUCCUUUUUAUUUUAAUAACUAAUUUUAGUCAGAAUUGCUUGAAAUAAAAUGGAGGACUCUCAACCGCUGAGAAGAUCUACUAGAAACAGUGUCGUUUUGAAAAAUGAGGAACUUACUCCCAAGAAAAGAAAAGUCUCCACUCCUGUUAAAGUUGAGCCUAGUACUCCUAGUAGGAGAACAAGAGCUUCGUCAGCUACACCGAAAAAAAACUUGAUCGAAGUCUUGAACACCCCUAAGAAGACUCUUCCUGUUGUAAAUGAAGAAGAAAAUCCUUCCACUAGUACUCGUACUCCUGUUAAAAAAAGUAAAGAAAUUAGUCCGAAAACACCCAGUAGAAGAAGAUUAGUAAGAGAGAGUGUAUCUACUCCUAAAAGUACAAAGAAAUCCGUUGAGACAACAGAAGAAAUAAAUGUAACUGCUAACCGACCAUUAACUAGGGCUAAAAGGAAAACUAUGGGUGGAGUUCAGAUUGCAGAAGUUACCAACAUAUCGGAAUCAGAAAAUGUUAUUCGAAAUAAAAAAGACAAAUCAGAAUCAGUUAAGAGUAUUAAAAAUAAAAAAGAUAAAACAACUGCUGCUAAUAUUGAUGAUAACACUAUUAACUCAUCUGACGGUAAAUCUAAUAACAAAGAUGAUGAAAGCAGCUCUGCUGUGGUUCCAAGAGUUGUCCUUUCAGACAUUAAGAAGCAACCGUUAAAAAAAGCAAAUAAUACUGAAAAAGGAGAAGAUAUUGAAUGUGGCACAUUCACUUCUAAAAGUCCUGUAAAAGCUGAAGAUGUGGCCAUAAACAGUCCGAGGAAGGUUCCAGAUAAUUGUAAAAGUAACACAGAAGCCUCAUUAAAGAGUGAUUCAGAAUAUAUCAAGUUACGUACUCAAGAAAUUGCAAUGGAUCCUGCAAAUCUUAUUAGUUCUGUAGGAAACACUGAUUUGAAUUCUAUAGGAAACACAGAGAUAAGCUCUGUUGAACAGAUGAAUUCUAAUAGUUCUAUUAAUACCAACUCUGUUCCGGAUAUUACUGUUACGUCUCCGCAAAAAGUCAUUGCUUUGAAAGAUAAUAACAUUCUUUCCACUUCUCCACAAAAAGUCAAUGAUAUUCAAAAUAUCGUUACCACUUCUCCACAAAAAACCAUCGAUUCAAAAGAUAACGAUGUUCAUAGUAUUGUUACUACUUUUACACAAACACAAGAAGUCAUUGAUUCAAAAGAUAACAAUGUUAAAAAUAUUGUUACAGAUUCUCCACAGAAAGUCAUCGAUUCAAAAAAAUUUGAGGUUCCAAAUAUUGUUGUCACAUGUCCAUCUCCAAAAAAGGUUCCAGAUUCAAAAGAUAUUGAUAUUCCAAACAUUGUUAUCACAUCUCCAUCACCACAAAAAGCCACUGAUUCAAAAGAUAACAAAAAUGGUCCCGAUAGCUCUUCAAUCUCUGAAAAAAACACAAGCCCAAGUAAAGAUAAAACAAAUUCUUCCAUCAUUGUUUCUGCUGUCGAAGAAAAAGAUAUAAAUAAACCAUUGAAUGCAGAGACCAUAAAAUCUGUUGAUGUAAUUACUGAAAUUUCGGAUGAACCAGAUGAGGAAAAGUCGAUAAAACUCGAAAACGAACCAAGUUCUUCAGAAAAAAAUAAUGAAAAUAGUAAAUUUAGCAUAGAACAAGAAAUUAAAGUUUCUGAAAACCCUCAAAUUAAGAAUAAUGAGAAAUUCAGCAUUGAAGGAAUGGACGAAAACAGCAAACAAAUUAUCCAAGGUGAUGUAGGCAAUGGAAGUCCAGCUAGACCUGAUUUUCAGAAUAACGAUAAAAAUGAAAUCAAAUUGAUCUCACCUGCUGGUGGCAAGGCAAUCCCAGGAGGUGUAGGUGAUUGUCCUGAAAAAGUUGAUCCUCUUGAAAAUGGAACUUGUGUCAGUACAGAUGAUGUCAAUGAAGAAAAUUCAGUUGAGACCGUCAUGCAAGUCUCAUCCGUUGAAAUCAUGGAUACAGAUGCAGAAAAGACUGACAUUGAAAAUAAGGACAGUAAUGAAUUAAAUAAAACUUUUGACAAAGUCGAACCAAAUAAACAGAUUUCUGAUAGUGAUGAAUGCAUUGUUGCAAAAAAUGGCUGUGCCAGCAAAUCAGCUGAAUCAGUUUCCCAAGUUUUAAUAGAUAAGAAUAAUGUGUCCAGUAUUGUUACUGAUGUAAAUGAAGCCGUUACGAAAGGCGAUGUGGCUUCGAUUGAGAAUGAAAAUGACAGGGAAGCAAACAAACUAAAAUCGAUUAACUCUGUAGAUGAGACAUUCAAAAUGGAUUCAUCAUCUCUUACUGAAAGCAGUGUUGAACAUAAAACUGAGAAAGUUGAUGCAAGUAGUGUCGUAAAAGAACCAGUGAUGAAUGCGGAAAUAACUUCUGUCGAAAAUGAAGAAAGUGAAAAAGAUGAGAAAUUGAUUGCUGAUGAGACAAACACCUCCAGUCCUAAUAACACAGCGUGCUUGAACAAAGUUAUUAGUAAUGAGCUUAUCUCUACCGAGGGGAGUCCAUCUAAAGAUAAAGAUAAAAAGGAAAGUGAAUUGGAUCCAGAAGGGGAAGAAAUUGAUGUGGUUAAUUGCAGUAGAGAAGAAAUUAAUGAAUCGAUAAAAGAUGCUGUAUUGGAAUCUGUUAGACCUGAGUCUUCUCCAGAUUCAGUUAAAAAUGAAAUAGCUGCUGAACAGAACGCUGAAAUUGAUGGAUUCGGAAUAGUUGGUCGGCCAUGCCAUAUCGAGAGUUGUGAUUCAUCUAGUCCCGUAUUCUAUAUGAAGUGUGAUUGCGACACAUCUGAUGAUUCCGGAGAUUCAGGGAUACAGAAUGAAGACAAUGUAAUAAUAUUCAAAAUGUCUUCUCAAUGCAAAAAACAUAUUACAGUUGAAGAAAAUCCACUAGCAGACAUGCCAGAACAAGGCCCUGCUUUAAUAAACCAAAAUCUUGAUCUUAAUGGUUCCAUGGAGCUCCUUCCUCAAGAAGGUGAAGCAGCAAAUCAGAAUAGCAGCAAAUCGGAAAGCGAUUCAUCUGAUAUAGUAGUUAUACUUAGAAAUUUUGAUGAAAAACCUGAAAAAUCUCAUGAAAAUCUUUCUCCUGGAAAAUCUGAAGGAAAAGCUGAUGAAAAACUUUCUCCUGGAAAAUUGGAUGUAAAAAUUUCUACUAAAAAAUCUGACCUAAGCUCAGGUUCUAAUGUUCCUUCAUCUGUUGAAGAUAAGACAGAAACAAUAGCUGAAAACUUUUCCGAGAGUUUGGAAUUAAGUGGAGGUCAUAAAAUUACUGGAUUAGAUGAAAUUCUUAUGUCUCCUAAAGACUUUCUUAACUCCGAUGAAGAAAGUAAUUUGGAUUGUGAAAAAGAUUCGCAAUCUGAAAAUGGGAAAGAAUCUUCCAGUAAAAAGAAACCUUCAGAAAAGUCAUAUAAGGAGAAAGACAGUAUUAGUUCGAAUACCACCCCAACUAAUGACCAUAGCUCCGAAUGUAGUACGACUAAGGUUGAUGAAAAACAAGAUGGUUGUAAUGUGAAUGAUAAAUCAGCUGUUGGUGUAGUUGAGACUGUUGAGAAUGUUAGUAAAGCUAUUCUUUGCGAUAGUAAAAGUGAAAUCAGUUCACUCGAUUCCGAAAAAACUGUUGAAAUUAAAGAUAUUUGUGUAGAUCAAGAAAAGAAAGAAAUCUCCUCGCAAAAAUAUUCUGAGGAGAAAAAUAAGCAAAGCAAAAGCUCUUCAAGUAAUUCAUCUGAAGAUAAUCAAAUUAGUGAAAAUAAAAUAAAAUCUCCUAGCAGGGAUGAUAUUUUAGAAAAAACAAAUUCCUUACAGUCUAGUAAUUCUAUUGAAGAGAAUGAAAGUGAAACGAAUCUUCUAGAUAAUGUUAUCAGUUCUCAAACUAUUGGCUCACCUAAAGUAGAAGUGGAAAAAUCUUUUGAAGAUGAAAAAUCGACAAAUGAAUCUGAAUCAAAUCUUGAGGAUUCUGUCAAAAUGUCGGAGUGGAGUGAAGCAGAUGAUAAAAAAGAUAUAGGAACCGAUCCUGCAUGUGUCAAGAAAAAUACUAAAAAUAUUAAGAAUCGGAGGAAAAAUGUCAAAACGUUGGAUUCUGAAACUGAAAGUUCUGAAACUGAAAGUUCUGAAUCUGAAAGUUCUGAAACUGAAAGUUCUGAAUAUGAUGACGAUUCUGAUCUGAGUAACAGUCCGCCAUCCAAUGUUGCCACUGUAGGCAGCAGCGAUGGCCCAUUAACUGGAAAGGACUUCAUUGAUUUCGAAGCCGAGGAAGGAGAGGAAACUUCGGAAGACGAUUCUUUCAUAGCACCAUCUGGAGAGAGCUCUGCAUCAGGUUCGCCUACUUUUGCUAUGAAGCUAAGGAAAAGAAAAAGAAUUUUGGAUAAUGAAAGUUCUGACAGCUGCAGUUAUUUAGAGUCUGUACAGAGGUUAUUCGAUAGCUCCAAAGAGAUAUUGAAAGAUGAAAUGCAACAAGAUUGCCCUGUUCUAGAUAAAAAACAAAAAUUAGAAAAAGUCAGAACUGUUAAUAAAAAAAACAAAAGACCUAAAUCGAUCUUGAAAAAUAAACGUACAAUUGUCGAAUCUGAAGGAAAUAGAAAUAAAAUUAAGACUGAAAAUAAAGUUACUAAAGAAUUUUCCAAAACAGGCAUAUUUUUCGUUUCUAGUGUCAACCAGCAUUUUGAAGAACCAAAAUUAAACCGGAAUAGUUCUAAAAGAAGUUCAAAAUUACGUAUGGAACAGCAAAACUUAGAGAUUAGCGAAGAUGACCGUGUUCCAAAGAGUGAUGUUGAUGAGAACAUGGUGGAUGAUGCCGCUCACAGAGGUUUUGUUGUUUCAUACGAUGAUUCUUAUCUUGUUAGUAAGAAGCCUAAAAAAGCAGCCAUUAGUUCGGAAUUAGUCAACAAGAAGAAAAAGAUAAAAGAGGGCAAAAACAAUAAGAAGGCUGUCAAAAAAUCUACCAAUUCUGAGUCAAAAGGAGGAAAUAAAAACGAAACAGUUUCUCCGUUUGUAGUAACUCUCAUAUUACCUUAUAGUAUGACUGUUCGCUCUAUUUCUUGCGUUCUGACAGAUCUGGGGUUGAGCAGUAUUUCUUCUAUUACUUUUCCCAGGCCUAAAGUUGCCAUUGUAGAGUUUUCCGAUAAAAAAUCUCAUGAGAAAAUACUAAAACUGUAUGGAGAAUUAAAAAUCAACAACAAGCCUAUUUAUAUCCUUGAAGGUUGUUCUCUUGUAUAAUUUUCUAGUCCUGAGAUGAAUGAGUUCCUUAUGGUAUCAAAAUGUGAUUAUAUCAGCUGUAUCGAGGAUAUUAUUAAAUAUUGUUAUUUUAUUGCAUCCAAUUAAGAUAAGUGACCUGUUGUCAGUUUAUGAAGAUUUAUAAAAACAAAAAUGUAUUGUCAUUUUUCUUCAAAGUUUUUAUAUAUUGUUGAAUUUGUUGUUAUUUUUAUAUUGGACUUCAAGAGUGCCUUUGAUUGAUUUCUUUGUUAGUUUUUUAUUGACCUUUGCAAGCGUCAUUGAUCUUGUUAAUUUUGUAUGGAACAUUGAAUGUAUCAUAUUUAAUAAGGAAUGCAAACAUUUUUCAAUACAGAUUUAUUUUUUAAUUUUUUGAAAUUUUUAUUUUAUUUCCUAAUAUGAUAUACCAGCUUUAAUGCUUUAGGUUAUUUAAUUAUAGGUAUUGGACUUCGAAGUUCUUUAGAAAAAUUUAAUAUACAUGGGGAAAUUAAAAUUUUAGUGGAAAGAUUUCCAGAGCG
Molecule: messenger RNA, 5841 nt
Organism: Nezara viridula (southern green stink bug)
Lineage: Eukaryota; Metazoa; Arthropoda; Insecta; Hemiptera; Pentatomidae
Source: the annotation of a GenBank genome assembly